Messenger RNA from Closterium sp. Naga37s-1, 672 nucleotides. NCBI's taxonomy places the organism in Eukaryota, Viridiplantae, Streptophyta, Zygnematophyceae, Desmidiales, Closteriaceae. The record is from the annotation of a GenBank genome assembly.
AUGCUCGUGCUCACGAUGCUCGUGCUCACGAUGCUCGUGCUCACGAUGCUCUCGGUCACGAUACUCGUGGUGGUCACGAUGCUCGUGGUGGUCACGAUGCUCUCGGUCGCGAUGCUCGUGCUCACGAUGCUCGCGGUCACGAUGCUCGUGGUCACGAUGCUCGUGGUCACGAUGCUCGUGCUCACGAUACUCGUGGUGGUCACGAUGCUCUCGGUCACGAUGCUCUCGGUCACGAUGCUCGUGCUCACGAUACUCGUGGUGGUCAUGAUGCUCUCGGUCACGAUGCUCUCGGUCACGAUGCUCUCGGUCACGAUGCUCUCGGUCACGAUGCUCUCGGUCACGAUGCUCUCGGUCACGAUGCUCUCGGUCACGAUGCUCUCUGUCACGAUGCUCGUGCUCACGAUGCUCGCGGUCACGAUGCUCGUGCUCACGAUGCUCGUGCUCACGAUGCUCGUGGUGGUCACGAUGCUCGUGCUCACGAUGCUCGUGGUGGUCACGAUGCUCGUGCUCACGAUGCUCGUGGUGGUCACGAUGCUCGUGCUCACGAUGCUCGUGGUGGUCACGAUGCUCAUGGUCACGAUGCUCGUGGUGGUCACGAUGCUCGUGGUGGUCACGAUGCUCGCGGUCACGAUGCUCGUGCUCACGAUGCUCGCGGUAGUUUCCAAAGUUUGA